This is a messenger RNA of Misgurnus anguillicaudatus (oriental weatherfish), 772 nucleotides long. RefSeq lists its product as uncharacterized. NCBI's taxonomy places the organism in Eukaryota, Metazoa, Chordata, Actinopteri, Cypriniformes, Cobitidae. The record is from RefSeq and is a predicted model, not a curated record. Gene Ontology annotation, biological process: response to bacterium.
UAUCGUAGACCAAAGAAAACCUGUGCAACAAGCCAAAAUUGGAGAGAAUGUAACAAUGGAGUGCUACUUUUCUAAUAAAGAUUUUAACCUCAUUGUGUGGUAUAAGCAGGUAGUGGGAAAGCCACAGCCUAUAGUUAUGUCUUACAAUUAUGGCAAAAAUGUUCUGUUUCUUAAAGGCUUUGAGGAUGGACACUUCAGUGUCACAGCUGGAAUUGAAACUUACAAUCUAAACAUUUUCAAAGUAAAACUAGAAGAUGUAGCUACUUAUUACUGUGGAGUGAUAAAGACAAAUGCAUUGGCUUUUGGCUUUGGAACAUUUUUGAUGAUAACCGGAAAACAAUUAGAUACAAGACGAAUUCUACAGCAACCUCAUUUAACAUUUCUUUAUCUUGGCGAUAACAUCACUUUGAAGUGUACAGUAAAAUUCAUGGAGGAGAAAACAUGUUCACAAAACAAUGUCUACUGGCUCAAACAAAGUAUAGCAGAAGUUCAAUCCAAAAGCAAAAAGUCAAAAAGUUAUAUAGAUAGAGCUUAUUUUAUAAUGACUGCUGAGCUUGGUGCUGUUACAAAGACAUGUAUCUACAAUUAUACAAUAACAAACCUCACAAUCUCCAAUGUUGGGACGUAUUACUGUGCUGUGGAUGUAGAUGGAGAAAUUAUAAUCGGAAAUGGAACUAAGAUCAGUAUCACUGACAUGGAUUUACGAUUAAACUACAUUUUCGUUACGACUGCCACUGGGGUGCGAACUCCCGACAGUUAUAUCUGUAUGUAA